ACCGGAGUUUCUGUAAGCAUCAAAAAAUUCACCAAAGUAAUCAAAGGAUAUGAUGCUCGGUGAGUCCCAUCACACAAAUCCAACGGUCCAAGUUCCUCCAUGGCCCCUCAACCUCGAUGAUUUGACCUCUGAUAUCUGUUCUCCUUACCCGGUCAGUGGUAUCUCCGGAGACUCCGACGGUAAUGCCAGCACCGGCGAUUACUCCCCGUUUUACUUGCAAGAGGCUCUCUCGGCGCUACAGCGUUAUCUACCCUCCAACGACGCCGACGUCGAUUCAGACACGGAGGUUCUGGGUCGGGACUCCGAUGCUCCGGUCGAUGCCUACUCCUGCGAUCAUUUCCGUAUGUACGAGUUCAAGGUGAGGAGGUGCGCGCGCGGCAGGUCACAUGACUGGACGGAAUGCCCUUAUGCUCAUCCCGGCGAGAAGGCUCGCCGGAGGGACCCGAGGAAGUAUCAUUAUUCCGGCACUGCAUGCCCCGAAUUUCGCAAAGGGAGCUGUAAGAAAGGGGAUGCGUGUGAGUUCGCUCAUGGAGUAUUUGAGUGUUGGCUUCAUCCGUCUCGUUAUCGUACGCAGCCGUGUAAGGACGGUACGAGCUGCCGGAGAAGGGUGUGCUUUUUUGCUCACACGCCUGAGCAGCUAAGGAUUCUGCCUCAGCAGAGUCCAAGGAGUGCUAACUCGGCAGAUUCAUACGACGGCUCUCCGUUGAGGCAGGCGGUUGAGUCUUCUUGUGCUAAAACGCUGCCGUUCAUGUUGUCUCCCUUGUCGGUUUCGCCGCCGGCUAGUUCUCCAACGGAAUCUCCUCCUCUGUCUCCGAUGGCGCAGUCUUUAAGCCGGUCCCCUUGUUCGAGCUCCAUCAAUGAGAUGGUGGCUACUCUCCGUAAUUUGCAGCUUGGCAAGGGUAAGUCCUUCUCGUUGUCCUCUUCUUGGAAUGUUCCUAUGGGGUCUCCCUGCUUCGGGUCUCCUAGGGGAUCCGUGCUCCGACCCGGGUUCUACAGCCUGCCCACCACCCCAACUCAGGCACCAACUCUCGCCGGCGGCAGCUAUUUUGAUAUUUGGGAUCUGAGUUGCGAGGAGGAGCCGGUAAUGGAGCGGGUAGAGUCCGGGAGGAACAUAAGGGCAAAGAUGUUCGAGAAAUUGAGCAAAGAGAAUUCCCUGGAGAGGUCGGACCCGGGUUCUUCGGGUGGAGCUCCGGAUGUAGGGUGGGUUUCAGAGCUGGUGAAGUAAAAUCGCACCACGUGGCGGCUCAACGUGUUUCUGAUAUCUUCCGUACAUGUCAUGUAAUUCUGGUGCCACGAUUCUGAUUUUCUCCCUCUGUGUGUGUGGAUGGAAUGUGAGGAAGAAGCAGAGAGAGGAACAGUAAAAAAGAUUUAUUUUGGAAGCUGUGGAUGUGAAUAUUUUAUUGUGAAGGAUAUGGGUUAAGAUCCAAAUUUCUUUUUGUUUUUUUUUUAAUUUGUGGGGAAAAUUUUAUCUGAAAAUUAAGACGAUCAUGGCAAGCAUUGUUCCGGGAGGCUACUGAAGUAUCAAAGCUUUUGUAUAGAGGUAGUUGAUUAUUGGUUAUUCCCAUAUGUUUUAUUUAUCUAAUAAUAUAUAUUUAUUAUUACUA
Molecule: messenger RNA, 1604 nt
Organism: Prosopis cineraria
Lineage: Eukaryota; Viridiplantae; Streptophyta; Magnoliopsida; Fabales; Fabaceae
Product: zinc finger CCCH domain-containing protein 20-like
Exons: 1
Coding region: 50-1225 (391 amino acids)
Molecular function (GO): metal ion binding
Source: RefSeq, a predicted model, not a curated record